AGUGCAACCAGACCAGGUUGGGGAGAGAGAACGGGGCACUCACAGAGAACUCUGUCGAGGGGUCUGGGCUCCUUCAGGGAGUUGGGAGGUGGGCAGGUGGAUGUGCCGAGACGGAGGAAGUCCCAACAGCUACAGGACGGACUCUGACCAGUCGUUGUUGCUGGAGGGGACGGCUCGACUCCCACACACACACACACACACACAGAGACUGCCUGCUGAGAUAACGCCGCGUUUCCGACCCCAGGGCUCAGAGCUGACAGAGUUUCAGCACCUCACGACGGUCCUGGACCUGCUGGGUUCGGGUCCAACAUUUUGGAAUCAUGUUCUGGUCACCAGGAAGACACAGAUGAACCGAUCGCACGAUAUCAUCACGAAAGCCUGAGAUCCUGCAGUAAAAUAUUUCCUCGUCUUCGUUUCUGCGCCGCAGCAUCCAUUUGGGGGAAGAGAAAAGACGUAUUGCCCGGUCAAACCCUGGGUUCGAAGGAAAUCUGAGUCAGGGUGGCCCCACCCCUUCCAGGGCUGCCGACUCUGAGGGGGCCCGUCCGGGAGUUUGUCGUGCGCUGAAUCAUGUGUGACCGACAACGAGAGGAGAGUGAACGCGGAACAGACGGUGGGCCCUGUCAAUAAUCCGAACGCCGAUGCGUUCGGCGCCUCCACGCCAACAUGUUCAGCCGGCGCCGUUCCCGAGGUGACAAACCCACCAGGAAAACGAGAGGCAGGAGCAGCGUCCCCGCUGCGUUUCCCCAAACAGACAGCAGCGCCUCAGAGUCGGGGGAGGGUACGUCGGCUCACGGGACAGCCCCGGGGUUCGGGACGGUGUUUGACCCGACGGUGUGGCCUCCCUCGUCUGGCGGUGCAGCCCAGACCAGCGGGAGGGUGGCACCGGCCGCGGGCACACCGAGCGUGGAACUGGAUCCCCUGGCCGGGACCUUGUAUUCCAGCUCAGCGCGCGCAGAGCAGACAGAUGUGGACCGGGCAGCCAGUGGCAAGUCGAAGGGCUUCACCUUCACCUUCCCCAGUCUCCCCCGGCUUUGGGAUGCGUUCCCUCGGAACCUCGCCCCUCCCUGGAACCGGAUGCCCAGCCAGGACCCCGGCCCUCCUGCAGCCCGCGGGGCAGAGGAGCAAGGACAGGAGGGCCCGGCGAGACGCUCCCUCUGGACGUUGGGCUGGGGGAGGAAGGAAGAGGCUGGCAUGGGUGGCGCCGACCGAACGCGGCCCGGACCCGAGCCUGGCAGGGUGGGCAAGCCGGGGAGAGGCUGGAUCUUCGGGGGUGCCGGACGUUGGCGUGGUUCAGCUGCCGGGAGCGAGAGAGAGGCCCCCGCCCUCCCGUGGGAUAAAGGCGGCGACUUCAGUCAGUGGAGGGGGGAAAGGAUGGAGAGCGUCGCGGGAGGUAACGGAGCCAGCCGUCUCAGUUAUCGGGACCCUGGCUCCAUCACCAUCGAUGAGCACCAGGCCCCCAGCAAACAAAGCCAGGCCACUCCCACCAGGUCGGACUCGUCUGACAAUAUGGAACUAGGUUCCGAAGACACGGAUAGGAAUCUGGGACAGACGGGAAAGGACGUGGAUAGGCAGAUAGGUUCCAAAUUCCGAACAGCCAAUGAGCCGCAGCCGACAUUCGGACAGGAAACAACGCCGGUGAAAAAAGCAAAGUGGACGUUCACCUCUGACAUGGCCGAGGCGUUGGAUCAGCCGGACACAGAUCCCAGUGCUGCUAUCAGACAGACCUUGAGGGGUUAUACUGACAUCACUCUCCGCAGAGUGACUGAAUUUUACCGACAGAGGAUCGAAGAGGCAAUUGAGGAGUAUAUCGAAGCUGUCUCCCUGAUGAUACUGCACAAGAUAAAGUCACAUGAAGAUCUCUACAGGGAAAUCCAACGCCUAGUGAAGGACGGGAGUCAUCGUCGAGCCACGGAACAUCUCCUGGAUUCGGUGAUGGAGAGUGGAGCUCAGGCAGGGAGAGUCAUGUGGGAAACAUUCAUCAAGAUGAAACUUACCAACCCCAAACUGAGCAACAUACUGCAAGAGAUUGAGAGUAAAGGAGCCAGCCUACGGAUGGAAGUGAGCCAGAGUUUAAUGGAACCCAAAGUGUCCAACUACCUCAAAGAUGUCCAGACCCAAUACAAAAGCUUCCUCCUUCGAGCCAGUGAGGACUUCUGGGUCGACACUGUCGGUGGGAAGAGGGAGCGGUUCUGUCUGGAGGAGUGCUACACCGAACAGGUCAUCGUGGUUUCCGGUCCCGAACGGGGCGUUGCGGGGCACAGCCUGACCGCGAGAGGAAAGAGGCGUGAGGAAGGGCAACGGAAGCUGAUCAAGUCCCAGUGGGAGACCGUGAGGAUCGGUCAGUUGUUCAGGAGCAGCUUCGGGAAGAGCAGCCUGUCUGGGACCGUGGUGGUGAGCGGGCCGGCAGGGAGCGGGAAAACGACCAUGGUCCGGAAAAUCGUCCGGGACUGGGCCGACGGUAAGGCCUAUCAGCAGUUCCAUUUUGUGUUCCUGUUUAAUUUUCGAGACCUCAACAGCGUUGCAGGCAGGACAAGCCUCAAGAAGCUGAUCCUGAAUUCAUAUCCUCACUUUGGGAACAGCGUGGAACGUCUCUGGGAGCAGCCUCAGGGGCUGCUGUUUAUACUGGACAGUCUGGAGGAGUUCAAGGAGAAGAUUGACUUCGAGGGGCCGAAGGGAAACGCGCUGCCCGAGCACCAGUGUUUCCACCCGGAAUGUCUGUGCGAGGUCUCGGACAUUGUCCGUUGCCUGAUCCGACAGGACGUGCUGAAGGGCUGCUCUGUCUUGCUGACCACCCGCCCGACCGAACUGCAGAGGCUGAGAAACGCGGGGAUCAAUCUGUGGGCUGAGAUCGUGGGCUUCCUGAGGGAACAGCGCAAGGAGUUCCUGGCCAAAUACUUUGGAGAUCGGAGCCUGGCCGAAGCGGCGUUCACCUACCUGGAACAGAAUGAGGUCCUUUAUUCCAUGUGUGACAAUCCAUCGUAUUGCAGAAUCAUCUGCUCCUCACUGGCCCCUGGUUUACAGCGAAUGCAGGCAACUCAGGAAACACUCCCGACGACUGUCACUCAGCUAUUUGCGAGUUACACGUCGAACAUCUUCAAAAACCAUCAAUUCAACAUUUAUAAACGUCACGCUGUCAGUGCUGAACAAAUCCGGGACUUGGUGCUCAGAACUGGUCAGCUGGCCUACCUGGGAAUCUGUCAAAACAUCCAUGUUUUUCACGAGAGACAUUUAAAUUCCUGCAACGUGGAGCGAUCGUGCGCUCUCCCGGGGUUCCUGACACAACACACAGACCCAAACAGUUCCCAAGCCCUUUUCUCCUUCGUUCACGUCACCCUGCAAGAAUUCAUGGCAGCCCUCGGUCAAUACCUGACUGCAGACCCGCAAAGUCUGGCACAGCUCCUCACCGAGCUCCUCGACUCUCCCCAGGCCGAUCCCCAAUUCAAGAUGUUCCUCAGGUUUACGGCCGGCCUAUCGUCGCCAGGUUCCGCACGGAUACUCAAAGACCUCCUCGGACCCCUCCCGCACGAGACCACCUGCUCGGUGAUAGACUGGGUGAAGACACAAGUUGAGGUCAGCUCCACCAAGCGCAGGCUGUUGGAAUCCAUGUAUUACCUGUUUGAAUCACAGCACACAGGGUUAAUGCAGCUCGCGGUGGGGUUGAGAGGGACCCUCACACUCGGAGAUGACUUCCCUGGCAAUGCAAUUCCCCUGAGCCCCCUGGACUGCUCCGUACUGGGGUCUGUGAUUCAACGCUGCGGCGAGGUCCAGGAACUUAACCUCAGCAACUGCGGCCUGGGAACGGAAGGCAUCCAGAGACUGGCGUCUGCUCUCCACAAGUGCAAGGUGCUCAGACUGCGAGGUAAUAAUCUCACGGACGACGGAGUGAACCUGCUGUCUGAGACACUGAAGAGGGAGGACUGUAAAAUACAGCAACUAGACUUGUCUUCCAACGGUAUCUCUCACACCGGCGCCCAGGAACUGGCCAAGGGGCUCAGCAGCAACUCGUCCCUGACGCAGCUCAAUCUGAGUCGGAAUAAACUGGGGGAUACCGGAAUGACGGACCUGUGUGAGGCACUGAGCAGUCCGCAGUGUAAGAUACAGUCUCUGCUGAUCUGUGAGAACCUGAUUCGGGGGAAUAUCAUUGAAAAACUCGUGUCGACCCUCAGCACCAAUCGAUCGUUGACAUCUCUGAACCUGAAUAAGAACAAGCUGGGAGACCGGGGGAUCAGACUGGUGGCUGCCGUCCUGGGACAAAGGAGUUGUACUCUACAAACACUGGAGCUGGAGGGCAACGGGAUUGCAAACACGUACAUCGAAGAGCUCGCGGUCGCUCCCACCACCAACCUGGCGCUGACGGAGGUGAACCUGUCAGGCAACUUGCUCACUGACCUGUCUGUCCUUGCCCUUUCGACGCUGAUCCGGAGACACCCCUCCCUCCAGACGAUCGGAUUGCAGUGGAAUAGAUUCAGUGCCGAUGGAUUGAGGUUUCUGCAGUCACUGAACAGGCCUGGGCUCUGCGUGCAGGUGUAUACGUCGAUAAUGAGUGGGGGACUUAAACACUGCUCCCAAGCUAACAAGGAACGUAAAUCGACUGAUGACUGAAACGAAACUCCGUGAGGCACUCACUCUGUGCUGUACCGUACCUAAGGCCAGAAGACCAUCAGACACAGGAGUGGCAGUAAGGCCAUUCGGCCCACUCCGCCAUUCAAUCAUGGCUGGUGGGCAUUUCAACUCCACUUACCAGCGUUCUCCCCGUAGCCCUUAAUUCCUCGAGACAACAAGAAUCUAUCAAUCUCUGCCUUGAAGACAUUUAGCGUCCCGGCCUCCACUGCACUCUGCGGCAAUGAAUUCCACAGGCCCACCACUCUCCGGCUGAAGAAAUGUCUCCGCAUUUCUGUUCGGAAUUGACCCCCUCUAAUUCUCAGGCUGUGUCUACGGGUCCUAGUCUCCUCGCCUAACGGAAACAAUUUCCUAGCGUCCACCCUUUCCAAGCCAUGUAUUAUCUUGUACGUCUCUAUUAAGUCUCCCCUUAAUCUUCUAAACUCCAAUGAAUACAAUCCCAGGAUCCUCAGCCGUAUGUUAGACCAACCAUUCCAGGGAUCAUUCCGUGUGAAUCUCCGCUGGACACGCUCCAGCGCCAGUAUGUCCUUCCUGAGGUGUGGGGACCAAAACUGGACACAGUACUCCAAAUGGGGCCUAACCAGAGCUUUUAUAAAGUCGUUGGGUUAGGGCCUGAAAAUGAGAAUGUGGAUGCUGCUUUUAAAUAAAAGGCUUAGAAAGUACAAAGCGUUCCUUGCAGCUUUGGGAAAAACAAGUGAACUCAAAUGAGACCAUGUUCCACCCAGCCCAGAGUUCCUCGCAGGAUUUGUGGGGUGCUCUGUUUCGAACCUGGCAAACAGCCCACCCGGAGGAAACUUGUAAUUCUCAUCAGUUCCAGGGUUUCUGGGGCUUGACUUCCAGUGAGUCACAGCGUUUCAGCUGCAUUUAGAUAUUCACUGGCUCUUCCGAGGCUGCGAUGAAGGGCUGGAAGUCGGUGGUUCUCGUUGUCAGGUCUUUCCUGGACUGCGACGAACACAGUGGGCCGAAUGGUCACCCUCCCUGCUAUAUGCACAUCUCAGGGAUGAGGAGUUUCAGAUGUUGGGUUGUUGGGACAUCUGCGAUUUGGAGAUUGACUCAGCCGUCCAGGAUUUGGAAAGAGACAUGAAUCUUGCUGUUGGAGGGACAGCUAUUACAAAGAAGGCUGCCCUGAACUUUGGGCUGUUUGUGAAUUUACAGCCAGUCAGGUUGAAGAGAAGUCGGAACUGCAAGUUACGUUCUCUCACAGAGAAGGACAGGAUGAGCAGACACAGGAGGGCUGGG
Messenger RNA from Hemiscyllium ocellatum (epaulette shark), 5859 nucleotides. RefSeq names its product NACHT, LRR and PYD domains-containing protein 3-like. Gene Ontology annotation, molecular function: protein binding. Gene Ontology annotation, cellular component: cytoplasm. The record is from RefSeq and is a predicted model, not a curated record. Lineage: Eukaryota; Metazoa; Chordata; Chondrichthyes; Orectolobiformes; Hemiscylliidae. The transcript is spliced from 12 exons. The coding region runs from base 664 to 4602 and encodes 1312 amino acids.